AUGUCUGUAAGUACUGCAGAGCAGAUUGCUGGUGAUUUUUCACUGAGGCAGAUUGCGAUGAAGUACUUUCUGUCUUGUACUGCAGCACUGGUCGCCGAGUCGGUCACAUAUCCUCUUGACAUUACGAAGACACGACUUCAAAUUGCAAGAAAUAGACACACAAGGCGAGGAAUGUUACAAGUUACGUAUGACAUUGUACGAAAAGAAGGAGCGUUGAGCCUUUGGACCGGUGUUGGUCCGGCAAUUACUCGUCACUAUAUUUACACAGGAAUUCGAAUGGGUGCAUACGAGUCAUUGAGAGAAAUGUUAUUCGACAAGCAAGUAAUGGUUAUCUUCAAGAAGGAGAAGACUUUUCCUAUGUGGAAGUCAAUGCUUUGUGGUGCAACAGCUGGUGUUCUUGCACAGUUUGCAGCUAGUCCUACAGAUUUGGUUAAGGUUCAAAUGCAAAUGGAGGGCAUACGUAAGCUUCAGCAACUCCCGCUGCGAUACAGCGGAGCCUGGCAUUGUUUCGCUUCCCUCUACAGAACUCAAGGUUUUUUUGGUUUGUGGCUUGGGUGGAUUCCGAAUUGUCAACGUGCUGCACUAUUGAACAUGGCAGAUAUUGCAACCUAUGAUUUCGUCAAGCACAGACUACUUGAUCGCUUCCAUAUGGUGGACAAUUGGAUAACGCACGUUUUCGCGAGUGCAUGUGCUGGUUUAUCAGCAGCUGUCGUUUCACUUCCAUCUGAUGUGGUGAAGACGAGAAUGAUGGAUCAAAUAAGACAUGAACUGGAUGCGAAAAUGGCCAACGUCGAAAAUCGCUAUGUUCAUCGUUAUGAAGGAUGUAUCGACUGCUUCGUCAAGAUCGUUCGCUAUGAAGGCUUCUUUUCCCUGUACAAAGGAUUCCUUCCAAGCUAUAUGCGAAUGGCACCGUGGUCACUUACAUUUUGGGUUUCUUACGAAGAAAUCCGUAAGUUCGUUGGGGCACCUAGUUUUUAA
Messenger RNA from Angiostrongylus costaricensis, 978 nucleotides. The record is from the annotation of a GenBank genome assembly. Lineage: Eukaryota; Metazoa; Nematoda; Chromadorea; Rhabditida; Metastrongylidae.